AUGGCCACCUUACUACGGUCGCAAACGCCCGUACAAGACGUAUACGGCGGCCCCUCGCAAGCCCCCGAUUCCGUCAUCUCCAGUCGGGGUUACGGCACGCGAUCAGGCUCCCGACCCAACUCGUUCGCCGCCAGCUCCUCCGGUUACAACCUCGCCCACGGCGCUGUCGUGGAACCGUCCGCCCUUCCUCGUGCCGGUCGCUUUCACGAGGAUUUCGAUGCAGCUACUCAACGCGGCUCAGUCGUCCUCGAGGGUCCCUCGUCCGCCGGUAUGCAACGUUCCGUCUCGCAAAUGUCCAGUCGCUCCGCAACCCCGACGCGAUCCGCCGCCGGCACGCUGAAGAAGAAGUCAUCGCUCAGCAAGCGAGGUAGCAUGCGCCGCAGCGGAAGUAAGCGCAGCUUGCGCGCCGGCAGCGUGCGCAGUCUAGUCCUCGGCGAUAAGGAGAAAUACGGCGUCGAAGGCACCGAUGAUCAAAACAGCGCCUUCUAUAUCCCCGUCCCCACGGACGGAACGCCAACCGAGGUUCUGGCGAAUCGAUUUCAGGCGUGGCGCAAAACUCUCAAAGACCUGAUCCUCUUCUUCAAGGAAGUCCAGAAAUCAUACGAAGCCCGAGCGAAACUAUUCCUAUCGGCAUCGAAUGUCGUCAACAAUACAUCCCUCCCUCCCACAUUCCUCAAAUCCGGAGGUCUAGGAGAUGCGACCGAGAUCCUGCGAGACUUCCACCGACAAGGCUAUCUGGAAGCAACAAAGGCUGCGGAGGUGGAGAGCGAGGUUGUCAGUCAGCUUAUGGGUCUCCGGAACGACCUGCAGAAGAAGACCAAGGAAAUCAGGAGUCUGUCGGGUGAUUUUCGGAACUCCGUGGACAGGGAAGUCGAGGCCACCCGAAAGUCGGUGCGGCAGCUGCACGAAUCGCUCGGACUGGUCGACACCGACCCGUCCGCUACCUCGGGCAAAGGAGACCCUUUCAUCAUCCGAUUGAGUGUUGACAAACAGAUCGAGAAGCAGAUCGAGGAAGAGAACUACCUGCACAGGGCGUUCUUGAACUUGGAAAAUUCCGGUCGCGAGCUAGAAUCCAUCGUGGUUAGCGAGAUCCAGAAGGCCUACAACGCAUAUGCCAGCAUUCUUAAACGGGAGGCGGACGAGACGUACGACACCGUCAACAAACUGCGAGCGGGGCCGAUUUCUAUGCCCCACGAUCACGAAUGGAAUUCGUUCAUUGCCACGACGGACGAGCUUGUCGAUCCUCGAGUUCCUCUUCGAGACGUGGAGAACAUUUCUUACCCGGGCAAGGAUCAUCCCGCUGCUGCAGAAGUUCGGUCCGGCAUGCUCGAGCGUAAAAGCAAGUACCUGAAGAGCUAUACGCCUGGCUGGUAA
This is a messenger RNA of Aspergillus melleus, 1374 nucleotides long. RefSeq lists its product as uncharacterized. NCBI's taxonomy places the organism in Eukaryota, Fungi, Ascomycota, Eurotiomycetes, Eurotiales, Aspergillaceae. Bases 1 to 1374 code for a protein of 457 amino acids. The record is from RefSeq and is a predicted model, not a curated record. The transcript has 3 exons.